AAAAGCCAGUAGAUCCUCUCCUCGUCCUGACUUCAGGUCAGCCGUGAGUGGUUGACCCUCAAUAUCUACUGUCUUAUGGAGUUGAGCUCCGCACAGUGGGAUCAUACCGUGCUGUGGGAUUCUGAGGUGUUUCCCAGUCUCGGCCAAGGCCAUGUAGUUGGAGAACAGGAGGCAGAAUUUCUGGACUUCCCUUCCUCCUGCCAUCACCUGGUUCAGAGG
Messenger RNA from Geodia barretti, 219 nucleotides. Lineage: Eukaryota; Metazoa; Porifera; Demospongiae; Tetractinellida; Geodiidae. The record is from the annotation of a GenBank genome assembly.